CCUCUUCCUCUCAGUGCUGCGUGAACUGAAGCGAACUCCUUUAGUAGGAGAAGUAAGCAGACGCGCGACGGCCGGAGACCUGCUACUACGGGACUACUUAGUCGUCGCAUGCCGAGGCGGCUACACAGAGACGGAGAUAGAGGAGGCGGCGGUGGUGGCUGCAUUGUGCUGAGGAGGAGGAGAGGAGACGGUCAGGCUUGUGUUAGAAGGGAAGCUGAGUGACACGCCGUGUGUGUGUGUGUGUGUGAGAGGAAGAGAGAGCGGCUCAGCACGUCCUAUGCCCUCCUGUGUACAGUGCAGCCCGUCGUGUGUGUGAGGCUCGGAGUGUGAGGCUCGGAGAAGCUUCCAGACUUCCUCGGGGGCCGCUGCGUGCUGUGAAGGAGAAGCCAGGGGGUGAAGUGUUGCUUGUGGGGAGAGCCCUCCCCCCUCUUAUGUAUUCGGACACCCCGGGGGCGGAAUAACGAACAAGUCCCUCAUCUUCUACAUUUGUCACUUUUUUUAGCAGUUUUCCCCCCUUUCUCCUUCAUUUUUGUAGCACCAAAGACAGAGCCUAGAGCCUCCUUUCUUCUUCUUUUUUGUAUUUUUGUUGUUUUCGGAAAGCUUGGAUAAUGGUGGGGGAAAUGGAAACAAAGGAGAAGCCGAAGCCGACCCCAGACUAUCUCAUGCAACUCAUGAACGAUAAGAAGCUGAUGAGCAGUCUGCCCAACUUCUGCGGGAUAUUUAACCACCUGGAAAGACUUCUGGAUGAAGAGAUCAGCAGAGUGCGAAAGGAUAUGUACAAUGAUACAAUGAAUGGUAGCAACAAUGACAAGAGAAGUUCAGAACUGCCAGAUGGUAUUGGACCUAUUGUGCAGUUACAAGAAAAACUUUAUGUGCCUGUGAAAGAAUACCCUGACUUCAAUUUCGUUGGGCGUAUUCUGGGUCCCAGAGGACUAACUGCAAAGCAGUUGGAAGCAGAAACUGGGUGUAAGAUCAUGGUUCGAGGAAAAGGCUCCAUGAGGGAUAAGAAGAAGGCAGUCACCAACAUACUAGAAUGCAGUAUGUUGGCUUUAAACAAGGAGGAACAGAAUAGAGGAAAGCCAAACUGGGAGCACCUGAAUGAAGACUUGCACGUACUAAUAACAGUGGAAGAUUCCCAGAAUAGAGCAGAACUUAAGUUAAGAAGAGCGGUGGAAGAAGUGAAAAAGUUACUGGUUCCAGCAGCGGAAGGUGAAGACAGUUUAAAAAAGAUGCAGUUGAUGGAACUGGCCAUCCUAAAUGGCACCUACAGGGACGCUAACUUAAAAUCACCAGCCCUUGCCUUUUCUCUUGCAGCGACAGGUCAGGCCCCACGGAUUAUCACUGGGCCUGCGCCUGUUCUGCCACAAGCUGGUCUGCGUACACCUACGCCAGCUGGCCCUACCUUAAUGCCUUUGAUCAGACAAAUACAGACAGCCGCUUGCAUGCCAAAUGGAUCCCCUCAUCCUACUGCAACACUAGUCCAACAAGGUCCGGAAGCUGGCUUGAUCUACACACCAUAUGACUAUCCUUAUACCUUUUCUCCAGCAACAUCAAUUCUCGAGUAUCCCAUUGAAACAAGUGGUGUUUUAGGUUCGCGAAUACCUGGGUGGUUACCCUUGGCAACCAAUUUCUCAGAAAACCACAACUCAUUAUUUUCAAUAUCAUCAUCAGGAUCUCUUGUCCCAUUGCUUGCUAGGACAGUGUCUGAGGAGGGACCACAUACAGGUGCGGUGGCAACUAAAGUGCGAAGGCAUGAUAUGCGGGUCCAUCCUUACCAAAGGAUUGUGACCGCAGACAGAGCCGCCACCGGCAACUAACCUAUGACCUUCUGACCUCUGAAUUCUUCACCCAAUGAUGACCUGACCAUGCCUGCCUGCUGAUCAGUUAACUGGUAAUCGCCUCUGCUUGUCUGUCUUCAGUGCAGCGAGCUGAGGCAUUUGUCCGUUCGUCUUACCAUCUAACAAGACACACAGAGAAAUAGUUUUCUUCCAACUCCUUUUUUUUGUUUGUUUUUUGUUUUCAUCCCCUGAUUGGGUGAAAGUGAUUCUAGAACCUGCACUGAAUAAUAGAAAAGCAAUAAGGUCCAUUUCAGCCCUCCGCACUGAUCAUAUUUUAGUGUCCUAACCAAACGAACGGUCUAAGAGCUUCACCUAGAGUACUGGCAAGACAUCUGAUCCUCAACUACCAAUGACAGAGGCAGUUACUGUGAGAAACUUUUAAGGAACUUUAUUUUGUCUUUUCUCUUGUAUUGUGAAGUAAGAAGCUGAAUGUACUGUGUUGUGAUGAUGCAUCAUGCAUGAACCUGAUUGGUCAGGGAUUUCACUGGUGAAGUUAAUUACAUAUUUAAGAAAAUUAUUAAAAAUAUAAAUUAGUAUUUAGUCACUACAGUGGCCCUCCCAGGGUCAAAACAUUGCAAUCUGUUCUCUUUGUAAUAUUGCCUGCCAAAUUUGUUACAUUGAUAAGGGUGCCAUGAAAAAAAUUAUAAUAUUUUAACCUUUUAAAAUUAUACCACAACACUGGUAUACAAAAACUGUUGUGAUGCAAUUAGCAAAGCAUUACUUUUAAAAGCCUCAAGUAAUAUUACAUUGGUAUAAGGUACAUGCAUUAUGUAUCACGUUACUGGGCAAACUGUUCAAGUAUUUGUUUUUAGACCUCCCUGUAUAGAAAAAAACAUUAAGGAUGUAAAAGCCAUGCUUGCCUAUUGCUAUAUAAUUGUAAUGAAAUUGUAGAUAUAAGUGUAGUGCAUUGAAAAAAAAUGAACAAAAUUAGAUACUUUUACUAUACAAGGGUGCUGGUGCAGAAAAAAAUAUAUUUUUGGAAAUGUAGCAUUUUAUACUUUCAAGUGUUAUAAAAAACAAAAUAGGAAAAAAAAAAAAAAGAAAGAAAACCCUUUAUUGCAUUGAAUGAUUUUUGGUGGUAGUCAAGGAAUAAGACCAAAAAGAGCCUUUUGUCGUUUUUUUUUUUUCUCCAACUUUUUGUUCUUUUUAUUUUCAGCAUUGGUAUAAGUUGAUUGAAACAAGUGCCUUAUUUUACUCCAUGAUCAUUUAGUCCAGUGUCUUGUAUUUUUUUUUUUUUUUAAUUCAGGGUCAAGGGGAUCUGUAGUUUUUUGCCAAGCACGUUUUAAGAGGCCACAUCUAAUUUUGUGAGCACUUUGAGACAUUCUAACAUUUAAUCUUGCAAGUCAGUCGCCCAGUAUAGUAUGUAUUAACUAUAAAGACAUUCUGUAACAGAUGCUGCGCUUUGCCAAGAUGAUUUUAAGUAAACAUUUUUAUUUUCCACUUAGGAGAUGUCAAAUUUUGUAUGAACAUGUGUCCACCUAUUCGGAUAAAUUUUAUAAUUUACUUUUCAAUAGUUUAGCCAUGGCACUUGAGUGCAUUUAAAAAAAUAAUAAUUAUUUGGCAAAAACCUAGCACAUUUCGAUCACCUUAUCAACUUUUAUGUUCUGUUUCUUAUGGAAACUCUGGUAAAGGUCAAGCGGUAAAUCUAAAAUGUUUAGAUUUCAAAACCUCUUUUGUGGUGACCUCAUGCUUUUUUGUCACACUGAAGCAAAUUAAUAAUUAUAAUUUACUAUGCAACAGACAUUCAUUUUAUUCUAUUCUAUUCUAAAGCUAGCUUUUAUUUAACUUGCCACCAGCUUUUGUCUUCCUGGUCAUUUUUAUUCUAUAUUGUUUUGUUUAAUUAUAUCAGAUUUCAUCCCUUUGCUGGGAACUGUUUGAACAAUUUUGCGACACUUGCGCAUUUAGAGAGAUCAGCUAGUUUUAAAAUCAGUAUUUGAUCCAGUUUCAUCUCAAGCUGCAAUAAACCUGGAUAUUUUUUUUUUUUAUUAUUAUUUUUUUUUUUUUUUUUAUGGUGGUUAAGGUGUAAGUCUAUUAAAUAGAUAUGUGACACUUAACUUGUGAGUGCUAUGAACAAACAAAUGGGUCAACAUUAAAAAAAAAAAAGCAUGACUUAUGAAAUCUCCAAAUGCCUUGGAUUUCAGUAUUAUACAUUUUUUUAUGUUUUUACUCUUAUUGGGUAGUUUUCAGUCUUUAGUUUUUCCUUUUGACAGUAUUAUCUAUAUUUUUUUUUUUUUUUUUUUUUUAGAAUGAUUAGAUGAGUGUCGCUGAUAUGUAACCAUACAGAUUAUUUGUCUUUUCUUUAUUUCCUUAGUAGUUUCAUGCUAUGUAUGUAUCAUGCCAACCUAUUGCCUAAAAGAACCUGUAAAAUAAUGUAUUUACAGCCAUUGUUACAAGUUUAUAAUGUAUUUUUCUAUCUUGUUUUAUAUGUAUGUUAUAUAACAUUCAAAAGGAGUUUUUCCUGGUUGAGAAAAAGGAUACAAAAAUGUAAACCCACGAUUUUGAUAACUAAAACGAUGCCAAUUGUUUUGCAGUACUUUAUUAUAUCGGGAGUGUUGUCUUUCUUGGCUUUUAGUUAGCGACUGGACGACAUUAGACAUAUUGGGUUUUAGUUGGGUUUUUACAUGGCUUGCAUUUUAAUUCUUUGGUUCUUUGCUGUUUCUAUUAACCCCAUAGCAUUAUUUUAAUAAAUGUUAUAAUACCAAGAUACUAA
Rana temporaria (common frog) is the source of this 4548-nucleotide messenger RNA. RefSeq names its product QKI, KH domain containing RNA binding (gene QKI). Lineage: Eukaryota; Metazoa; Chordata; Amphibia; Anura; Ranidae. The transcript is spliced from 10 exons. Gene Ontology annotation, biological process: regulation of mRNA splicing, via spliceosome. The record is from RefSeq and is a predicted model, not a curated record. Bases 609 to 1817 code for a protein of 402 amino acids. Gene Ontology annotation, molecular function: mRNA binding. Gene Ontology annotation, cellular component: nucleus.